Messenger RNA from Suillus fuscotomentosus, 1028 nucleotides. RefSeq lists its product as uncharacterized. NCBI's taxonomy places the organism in Eukaryota, Fungi, Basidiomycota, Agaricomycetes, Boletales, Suillaceae. Gene Ontology annotation, biological process: C-terminal protein methylation. The coding region runs from base 224 to 850 and encodes 208 amino acids. The record is from RefSeq and is a predicted model, not a curated record. The transcript is spliced from 2 exons. Gene Ontology annotation, cellular component: membrane. Gene Ontology annotation, molecular function: protein C-terminal S-isoprenylcysteine carboxyl O-methyltransferase activity.
GUUCGUCGUCCCGCACAAGAGUAAGUAUCAUGUGCAAGUAACUUACGGCAGCAAUUACCCUAUAAAAGUUCCUCCGACUUGAUCAGUUCCUAUUAACACCCCCAGGUCAAGUACAGCGGCGCAUCAUGAGCCUAUUCAAGAUCCCCUUCAUUCUGGUUUCAGCCGUUGGCAUCCAGAUUUCGUGACUGAUCCUUCUCCACCACCGUCAUCUAAAGAGAAGGUGAUGCCCUCGUCGUCCGAAUCAUUCUUUGAAUGGUUUUUGAAAUUUCGCGGUACGAAGUUACUGCAGAUCAGUGUAUGGGCAGCGUCGUUGGCUGAAGUGACUAGCAUCCUGGCUAUACAUAUAGAUCCCUCGCACGUUCCAGAAGACAUUUACGGCAUUGGAGCUGUGCGGUUUUUACGUAUUCUUCACCCUACACCAAUCACCCCUGCUUUCCUUGCCGGAAGUAUUGCCAUCGCGAUUGGCGGCAUAUUGAGGCUUUAUUGCAUGACGACGUUAGGAAAGCUUUGGAGCUUCCAUCUCAGCGUCAGGAAAGAGCACAAACUCGUGACAAGCGGGCCGUACUCGGUGGUCCGCCACCCGAGCUACACUGGUCUCCUUUUCCAAAGCACCGGGAUCGCCGUCAUGUACGGAAGUCAAGGAUCGUGGAUGAGGCAGUCUGGGAUAUUACAAGUGCCUUUCAUGAAAGUGUUAGCAAUGACUAGCUUUUUCGUAUUUCUCACAUUAGCCGCUUGGGUUUCCAUCAGCCGACCUGCCGAGGAAGACCAGAUGUUGCAGCAUGCUCUGGGAGAAGAAUGGGAGAAUUGGGCAAAGAAAGUGAAAUACCGGCUUAUUCCUGGAGUUUAUUGAUCAGAUAUAACACUAGAGGCUCCUCCCGUUUACUUCUUAUACUUGUAACAUAAUGCAGGGAUCGGUGCUUUCUGAGGUCGAUUGUAUGAUGUACAUGGUACACAGGAUCUAUCUGGUGGACCAUUCCACUUUUGUCUGACAUUCAUCAGCGUCACUCUGAAGUGGUGUAUGAAGCAGA